This is a messenger RNA of Ectocarpus siliculosus, 2093 nucleotides long. NCBI's taxonomy places the organism in Eukaryota, Phaeophyceae, Ectocarpales, Ectocarpaceae. The record is from the annotation of a GenBank genome assembly.
AUGGCGGUGCUUGAUGAAGCUACCGAGCUGCCGCCGUUCGGGUUCAACAUUGCGGUGCUAGAGCAGCGGUUGAAACAUCGCCUAGGGCUCGAGAUCGCUCAGUCCGCAAUCAACGCGUGCUUGUCGCCGUACUACAACCUGAGAGAGUGGGAGGACCGCUACGUGGUCACGUCCCUGGGCUCUGAGGUGCAGGAGUUCGGGAGCGCCGGCCACCCGCCCCGCUUCCCUCUCGAGGAGUUCCUCCUGUGCACCGACGACGAGCAAGAAGCUGACGACGGCGGAAGCGGCGGCAGCGGCGGCAGCGAUGGCGAUGAGGCGGACAUCGAGAACGGUGCGGAAUCCGAAGGCGAGGAGGAGGAGGAGGAGGAGGAGGAUGCAGUUGAUGCCGCCCGUGUCGGGCAUAGUGGCGGAGGCGGUGUAGGCGGGAGAAAUGCCGGCGGCGACGGCGGUAGCACCGGUGAUGAUGUCGGGGCGGGACGAGUUACCAACCGGCACCAAGAAGAAGAAGAGGAGGAGGAGGAGGUGGAGGAGGAGGAGGAGGACGCAGCUGCGGGAGCAGGCGACGCCGGCGGCGGCGGAGGGCCCCGAGCAGACGACGGAGGGGGAGGGAGGGCGAGGUCGGGCGGCGGAGCCGGGGGCUCUGCUGCUGCCGCGGGAUCGGCGUCAUUGUCGCUCUCCUCCACCCCGCUUUCCUUCCGGGCUGCUGCCGGUCACGCCACCAAACUCCCGUCCUCCGGCGAGGGGCUCCGCGGUAUCAGCAGCAGCAGCAGGAAGCGUUCCCACAGCGACACCGGGGUAGGUUGGGACGGCGACGGCGACGGCGACGGCGGCGGCGGCGGCGGCGGGGGUGCGAUCAUCAAGGUCGAUGGCAGCAUGGCAAUGGCGUGAAAAAUGCAAUGUGGCUGACUUUCGGGGUGGCAGCAGCGCUGCGCUCUUUUCGUGCGGUGCUAGACUAAGAUAGGAGGUGUGCGAGAGUAACUCUCGGUCUCCCUCGUGUAGCCCCUCAUCAACGAGCGGUUGCGCGCCGCGCCGCCCCGUGCUGCGCCGUGCGAGCGGCGGGAAGAACUCCAAUGGGAACACUGCCGGUUGGGUUACCAAGCAAGCACACAACCGCAGCAGUGCAGAAAUAGUUUGAAAGGGUUAUGGCGUGGCGGUAGAAGGCACGAGAGGAGCAGCAGAAGAGGGUUCCGGCCUACGCCUACUAUAGUCUUGGCUCUGCCAACGGUGAAUCGUGUGAUGCAACACAGGCUAGCCCACUCUCAACCAACGCUCUGUGCUGUAGAGUGUGCGCGAGAUGGCUAGAACGCCUGGAAGGGCUUGCGUGAACGUUUGCUGUGUUGUUCCGUCAGACACCCUUUGCGAUUCUUCAAGCGUUCGCUUUAGCGUUGCGGGAUAAGCGUGACAGUUUUUGGGCCUGUGGGUGUUUCAGUCUCUUUCCUGCGAGGAAUGAUGACGACGAGGGGCGUGUUGUCGUCUGGCCUUGUGCCUGCUUGAUGGAAAGGUGAAGGUUUCGCGGCCGUGCCACAAUACGGGAUUGGCUGAGUCGUUGGGGGCCGUGGUGCUCAAGCCGACUAGCGGGCUUGGUGAAAUGACGGGACGAAUAGCUCAAUGUGGUGUGUGCUAAGGGGCGAUGAACGCAAUGGAAACUGCAGAUGACCUCCGUGUCGUCUUCUGCUAUUACAAUCUGGUGUCUGCAUGCGGGCGUUGUUUGCUUGUUUAGUCUUUAGUGCAGCACAAACUUGCUUAGGUGCUUAUUUGUUCGUGUUUCUGUUGAUUGUCUUCGACGACCGCGCUCUUUACCGGCUGGCCAAUGUAAAAAAUGUCAGUCUUCUGUGUGUGUUGUUUUUAUUAGCAUCGACCGCGCCAUCGACCGCGCCAUUAACCGGCUGACCAAUGAAUGAAAGGCUUCAAGUCUCAGCGUGUGUGUAAGAAUGGUGGUUGGUCUCUUUUUCCUUGGCGUCGACGGGCUUGACCGGGUGGCCGAUAUAACAGACGGCCGUGUUUAUGACUGGGCGAAAAAAGCGGGAACCCCCGGUGUUGUGUACGUGUGUGCUUGCGUGUGCCGUGUUCUUUAGCAUGAUCGUCCGCGCCCC